Amyelois transitella is the source of this 657-nucleotide messenger RNA. RefSeq lists its product as uncharacterized. The record is from RefSeq and is a predicted model, not a curated record. Lineage: Eukaryota; Metazoa; Arthropoda; Insecta; Lepidoptera; Pyralidae. The coding region runs from base 1 to 657 and encodes 218 amino acids. The transcript has 3 exons.
AUGCACCACAUGGAGGUGCCUGAUAGUUCAUUGAUACUGUUAGACCGUUUGAAGUUACGAUCACCUAUGUGGGAAUAUGCCAGACAUAGAGGAAAGCAAACGGAACAAACUUCCCAGAAUUCAACAUCGUCUUCAUCGUCUGAAUCAACGGGACUCGGCCCUUGUUCCUGUGCUAUGGGUGUUUGCAAAUGUUGUACGGGCUAUGUUCUGGACUUAUUCAAUCAAAAAGCUUGUAUGAAGGUCACGUAUACGCCGGGAGACUUUGCUUUUGAUGUCGCCAUGUCGCUCAAUGAUAGGAUCCUUUACGAAAAUUCCAUGUCAGGUAAAAACCCUCAGCCGAUAUGUAUAAGUCCGCCAAGGCUACCGAACUUGAAAGUGUGUGCGAAAUUUUAUGAUGUUUACUUCCCAGGAAGAAACUUUCACUUUUGCUUGUCAAUGAAUGGAGUUUGGCGAUCAUUCCCGUUAUUUAAUAUGGCAUUUGACUGUUUAAGGAUGGGAUCUAACGGAAUAGCCAUGGUGAAACCUGGCGAGAGCGAUGGUCUCGUCGUGGUGAACCCACAAGGCGGUUAUGAUGCAGUUAUUGAUGCUGGAGAAGACGACGUUGAAGAUUACGACGAGAACGUUGUUAAAUCGCUAUUAGAUUUGUUCGACAGAUAA